AUGAGCCCAUCACAUGAGCACCAACCUGUGUACUCCAUUCUCGCUGUUCCUUCUGUCUGUUCCUUUGCUUCUCGUCCCUUGGAAACGCUGAAAAUUGUUAACGACUUCCGUGAACAUUCAGCAAUCGCCGCCAAACACCUCAACAACUCCAACAACUCUUCUGCUGCUUUGCUUGUUGCUUGUCCCAACAUCUCACCGCUGUCUCUCUCUCUUGCCGUCUCGCGUCAGUCGACGGGUGUGCACCUCUUUGAGCAGCAGCCCAUCAUGGACGCCGCACCUCCAAUGACUCGCAGUCAGAGCGAGUCGUUGGCGUCCAGCAUGAAGAAGCAAAUGCCACAGUUUCCCCACCCCAACACGGUGAUUCGAGAUGCAGGAGCGCAAUCAACAUCGGCGACCACAGCAACAGCAGGAACAACAGCGGCUUCCCUUGGCGCCUCGACGCGAAAGAUGCCUGUGCCACCUCCCAUCCCGCUCUCCUCGUCAACUUCCUCUCGCACGUCAACCCUGAAGCGGCGGGUCUUUGCCGUUUCAACCGACUCGUCACAGCAGCAAGACACGAAACAACAGACGCCCCCGCCGCCGGCUGUUACCCAAGACCAGCAAACGGGUGCAACCAACGACGUGGCCAAGCUGUACAAGCUCCUGACUGGCAAGCACUCGCAGGCCCUUGAGGAACGCCACGACCAUGCGCUGCGCAAGGUCCUGAAGCGCCGCCCUGACGGCUACAUCGUGGAAGACCUGCAGCCGCUCCCGCUCGUGUUGGAGGACCUUGCUGCGCGUGCGCAGGCCAACCCGACCUCUUCAUAUGCACAGCACCUCGUGCACAUGCUCGAGCUGCUGGUCAAGCCCAUCGACUUUGCAGACCUCGCAGACCAGCGUGACCUGAACGAGGCGGAGAAGCACCUGGCAGCCGUGGUCUCCGCCGUCACCGCCCUCCUCAACAGCGCGACGUCCACCGUGCUUGCCACGGCCAUCUUCGUGCUGGACCACCUCGUGGCCGCGCAGAUCUCGGCAAAGCGCAACCGCGUCUCCGCGGGUGGCGUUGCUCGCGCGUGGCAGGACGUUGAGAUUCGCGUGGUGGAGCAGAGCCGCAUUGCUGCCAGCCUCCGCCGCCCGCUCGAGAUGAUGCUUGCAGGCACUGACGACAACACAGGCAGGCGUGGCUCGCGCAGCAGAACCGACACCACCGCCAACAAAGGGCGGCACCAGCAACAGCAACAACAACAGCACAACGACGCAGACACAGCAACAGCAUCACACCGGCGCUCACACCCGCACGUGCAAGGCAGCAGCAGGUCGCCGCGCGCGUGUGAGCUUGACAACGAAACCCAGGGGCGGCUGCUGUCUGUGGCGUGGGGCUGCUCAACGCUGCCGCCACAGCAGCACCAGAUGGUGAAGGAAGGGCUCCCACGCACGCUGUGCCUCAUCCUGGGGAGCCCGCACUGCGAUGUGAACUCGCAGGAGGGCCUGCUCAUCAUUGAAAUGCUGUGGAACUGCAUGGAGGGGCCAGACAAGGCGGAUGUGGUUGCGUUGCUGGACUCGUCCAAGUGCACGCAGGCGCUGACGGACGGCCUUCGCGCCGCGUUCCAACGGGGCGAUUCAAAGGCAAUGAAGCAAGCGAGGAACGACCUCAUUGCCCUCAUUGCCCUCUUCACCAGACAGCCCUCUCUUCGCGACAACCUCGUGACGGGCCACACGUUUGAGUUUAUGCUGCGGUUUGCGUGCUGCGGCGACGUUCCCACGCGCCACCCAGACUGCCGCUCCCUGCGCCUGAACAACAGCGAUGAGGACUUUGAGGCCUUGAAGCUCCUCCUCACCUCCAUCGUGCCGCUGCUGCGCGAUCCAAACGCGCGCGAGGUGAUUCAGGCAUCCAACAUUGUGCCGCUGUGCCUCAAGUACAUGCAGUAUGACCAGGAUGCAGACCUCUCGCUGGCUGCACAGCAUAGGCCCUCGCCAAUGAAGAGGAAAACAGAGGGGGCCGCCCCAACAACAGCAGCACCCCGCCCGCGCAACUGGACAGCUUCACAGUAUGAGGAGCUGCAGCUGCUUGUGCUGUCCAUUCUUCCAUCACUGCUGCCUGCCAUCCUGCCUGACUUCAGCAUGGAGGACGGUGCAGCCACGCUUGUGCGCAUGCUCAACUGGGCACUCAACACAGGCAUUGACGCCUCCCGCCACCACCGCACAAAGAAAAUUCAGGGCGCUGCCAACAGCUUUCUCGCCACGCAGGACUUUAGCGUGCACAGGCACGAGCAGGACCCGACCGACGCCAGCGUCAACAACGGCAAGCGCGUGCACACGCUGCACAUUAUGAAGGCAAUUGAGGUGCUGUUUGCGGACAGCGGUGUGAGUGGUGUUGGUGGUGCACACUCGCGUGGUGGAAGUCAGUCGACCAGUACCAACGACAGCAUUGACGGUGGGCUGGCGCGCUCGGAGAGCACCGAGGUGAAGCACAGCAAUGGUGGUGGUGGUGGUGGCGAUCAUGAGCACGAUGACGAUGACGAUGAUGACGAGCGGCUCAAGCAAGAACUUCAACAGCAGCUGCUUGACGAGGGCCUGCUGUCGCUCCUGCUGACAUAUCUGUCCGUGUUCUCGCCGACAAUGGACGAUAUGGUGCUCAUCCUCAAGACACACGCGUGGCGCCUGUGCUCCCUCCUCUGCACAGACCGUCAGCAGGCACAGGACCAGUUCCACCCUGCGGGCGGCGUGGAGACGGUACUGUCAUAUCUCAAGCUCGACCUCGCGAGCGUGUGCGCAGACGAAGAAAACCACAACCUCAUGCUGGCCACGCUGGACGCCUGCUGGAGCUGCGUUGUGCCGUGUGAGGCGGCUCGGGCGCUGUUUCUCAAGUCCGAGGGCGUGUAUGUGCUGCUGGACAUCCUCGAGGGCAGCCCAGACUCGCUCCUCAACAUUGUCCUCGGCAUCCUCACCGACCUUGCAGAGCACCCGCAUGUCACCAAGCACAUGACACACUGGUCUGGCCGGCAGCACGCCAGCGUCGUUGCGCUGCUGGUUGCGCUGUGGGAGAAGGAGUGCACGCGUCUUGGCUGCCCGACGCGAUUCUCGGCCGUCUCAGAUACACAGCCCUUCCCGCUCCAGGCGCACGACCAUCCUGGCUCUGCUGUUGCCAAUGUGUAUGCAAAUCUUCUCGGGAAAAUCUACAGCCUGCUGUCCUUCAUUGGCUUUGAUCUCGCCUACGAUAUUGCCCGCCCAGCAGAGAAGGCGACGCUGGUUGUGAUUGAGCAAUACCUCAACCUAAAGUCGGGCGAAGUGUGGCACGAAAUUGCCGAAGAGCUCAAGCACGAGGGCAUCCAGCCAGUCGAGCACGAUGAGGAGUGCCUGCGCUUGGCCAACCUCUCCAACCUCGAGACCAUCCAAGGCAUUGCAGAGCGACAGGAGGAGGCCCUUCACGAGGAGGCCCAGCAAACACGUCAUGAAGAGCAAAAGGCGUUUGCUACGUUGAGGCAGUCUGUGCGAUUGGCGGACGCGCUUGCACAGGAGGAGCAAGCAUUCGUGCAGUCCACGUCAGGCUAUGCGUGACACAAGCGGGUGGUGAUGCGUAAUGGUGGAUGAUGAUGAUGGCUGGUGAUGGUUGCUGGCCGGGUUGUGAUUGAGAAAGAGCGCCUGCGAGGGA
Molecule: messenger RNA, 3631 nt
Organism: Salpingoeca rosetta
Lineage: Eukaryota; Choanoflagellata; Craspedida; Salpingoecidae
Exons: 12
Coding region: 1-3537 (1178 amino acids)
Biological process (GO): positive regulation of flagellated sperm motility
Cellular component (GO): sperm midpiece; non-motile cilium
Source: RefSeq, a predicted model, not a curated record